GCGCAAGCCGGUGUUAAUAAUUUACUGCAGAACUAAAUUAAAAAUUGCUAUUAUUCAUCUUGAUUACUCUGCUUAAGCAGCAUGAAAUUGUACGCACUGAGUGGUGAUCCGGCAAAGCCAUGUUACGUACUCAGCAUAUCCGAUCUGCUUAUAAUGCUGGAUUGUGGCCUGUCGGUAAAUUCCGUGCUGAAUUUCCUUCCGCUUCCACUGGUCCAGAGUGCCAAGUUUCAAUCGUUGCCGAACUGGAACUGUCGAGAUCCGGAAAUUCAAUUGGAUGAUGGAGAAAUAAAGGAGUGCUGCGGAUGCUCGUUUGUGAACUCAGCACCAGAGUUCAUACCGCCCUUGGAUAAGGUGAUAAACUUUUCCGAAAUUGAUGUCAUCUUGAUAUCGAACUAUACCAACAUGAUGGCACUUCCGUUCAUCACAGAAGGAACGGGUUUCGCUGGAACCGUUUAUGCCACGGAACCGACGCUUCAGAUCGGACGAUUUUUCCUUGAGGAACUGGUGGAAUACAUUGAGGCAUCACCAAAGGAAAACACGGCUCGGGUGUGGAAAGACAUUCAGCAUUUGCUUCCCCAGCCUUUGAAUGAUGUUUUCAAACCGAAGAAUUGGAGACAUUUGUUCAGCAUGGACGCGGUGAAUAAAAGCCUAGCUCGAGUGCAAAUGACAGGAUACGAUCAAAAAUUGGACAUAUUCGGCGCUCUUCAAGUGACUCCGGUGAGUUCCGGCUUUUGCUUGGGAUCGAGCAAUUGGAUCAUUAAUUCAGGCCAAGAGAAAAUAUCUUAUAUUAGUGGAUCUUCCACGCUGACGACGCACCCAAGACCGAUUAAUCAGUCGGCGCUGAAGUACUCGGAUGUGGUUAUAAUGACUGGAUUGACUCAAGCUCCUCACGUCAAUCCGGAUGGAAUGCUCGGAGAGCUCUGUAUGAAUGUUGUCAUGACUCUUAGGAACGGUGGAUCUGUUCUCAUUCCGUGCUAUCCCUCAGGGGUAGUGUACGAUUUGUUCGAAUGCCUCUCAUCAAGUUUGGACAAUCAAGGCUUUUCUCAGAUUCCAAUGUUCUUCAUCUCUCCGGUAGCAGAUAGCUCCUUGGCUUACUCAAAUAUCCUGGCGGAAUGGCUAUCUACCUCGAAGCAAAACAAAGUAUACAUUCCGGAUGAACCAUUCCCGCACGGCAGUCUGGUUAAAAAUGCAAAGUUGAAACACUUCAAGCAUAUCUACUCGGAGGGAUUCAGCACAGAAUUUCGUCAACCUUGUGUGGUUUUCUGUGGUCACCCAAGUCUCCGCUUCGGAGAUGCCGUUCACUUUGUAGAACUGUGGGGCUCCAACCCACAGCACACAAUUAUCUUCACAGAACCAGACUUCCCGUAUCUUCAAGCCCUGGCACCUUACCAACCUCUGGCCAUAAAAACCGUGUACUGCCCCAUCGAAACUUCUCUGAAUUUCCAGCAAGCAAACAAACUCAUCAAAGAAUUAAAACCUGGCGUUCUGGUCAUUCCGGAUAAUUAUACCCAACCACCGCCGAUUGCUCCCCAUAAGCCGGACUUGGUUAUAGAUCAACCACCGGACAAAAAGAUCAUCAAAUUUAAACGAGGAGAAGUUAUUAAGCUUCCUCUGAAAAGAAAACGGUCACGUAUUUACUUGGAUCCCCAAAUAGCCCGGUCGUUGGUCCCGCAUGAAGUUCAACCGGGCGUUACUAUUUCUUCCGUGACCGGCGUGCUCCACGUUAAGGACAACAUCCAUGACCUACAUCCGUUGGAACCCACCCAAGAGGAGUUGGAAGAGCAGAAGACAUCCAAGGCUGUCAAGUUGCAGCCUCCUUCGCAGACCCGGUAUCGAAACGUGAAGUACGAAUGGGGGACGCUGGAUGUGAAUCUGUUUCUGAAAAAGCUGGCGCAGGACGGCAUGACCGACAUCAAGGUGGAACAAGGCGGAGUGGACGAAAUUACGCUGCAUUUGGCCAGUGAGGAUACGAUGAUCAAGGUGAGUGAGAAGAAUACCAAUAUCGUUUGUGGGGGGAAGCAAAGUUUGCGUUUGAAGCUGCGAGAUUUGCUGCUGCAGUGUGUGCAAAAUUUUUGAGACUUUAGCCGUAAGAUAAUAAACAGUGCUUCGAGUAGAAA
This is a messenger RNA of Ochlerotatus camptorhynchus, 2117 nucleotides long. RefSeq names its product integrator complex subunit 9 (gene IntS9). The record is from RefSeq and is a predicted model, not a curated record. Gene Ontology annotation, biological process: snRNA 3'-end processing. The coding region runs from base 82 to 2076 and encodes 664 amino acids. The transcript has 4 exons. Gene Ontology annotation, cellular component: integrator complex. NCBI's taxonomy places the organism in Eukaryota, Metazoa, Arthropoda, Insecta, Diptera, Culicidae.